This is a messenger RNA of Ilyonectria robusta, 936 nucleotides long. Its product is annotated as mitochondrial carrier domain-containing protein. The record is from RefSeq and is a predicted model, not a curated record. The coding region runs from base 1 to 936 and encodes 311 amino acids. Lineage: Eukaryota; Fungi; Ascomycota; Sordariomycetes; Hypocreales; Nectriaceae. Gene Ontology annotation, molecular function: thiosulfate transmembrane transporter activity; sulfate transmembrane transporter activity; antiporter activity. Gene Ontology annotation, biological process: oxaloacetate transport; thiosulfate transport; malate transmembrane transport. The transcript has 4 exons.
AUGAGUUCCUCACAUUCACAGGCCUCGCCGCCCCCCAAGGCGCGGGAGCCGCAGGGCAAAAAGACGGCCAUGAGGUAUCCCUUCUGGUUUGGAGGAAGCGCCAGCAGCAUGGCGGCUUGCGUGACCCAUCCCCUGGAUCUCGUCAAGGUCCGUCUCCAGACUCGCACCGGCAAUGCGCCCAAGAACAUGAGCGGCACCUUCAUGCACAUCCUCCGCACGUCCGGGCCGCUGGGCCUCUACAACGGCAUCUCGGCGUCGCUGCUGCGCCAGAUGACGUACUCGACGGUCCGCUUCGGCCUCUACGAGGAGAUCAAGGCGCGCAUGGUGGCCAAGUCCGGCUCCGAGCCGUCCUUCCCGCUGCUCGUCGCCAUGGCCGCCGGCUCGGGCUUCGUCGGAGGCAUCGCCGGCAACUUCGCCGACGUGCUCAACGUGCGCAUGCAGCACGACGCCGCGCUGCCGGCCGCUGACCGCCGCAACUACAAGCACGCCGUCGACGGCAUGGCGCGCAUGGCCCGCGAGGAGGGCUUCCGCAGCUGGUUCCGCGGUUGGCUGCCCAACAGCACUCGCGCCGCCUUCAUGACGGCCGGGCAGCUGGCCAGCUAUGAUGUUGCCAAGCGCCUGCUGCUCAAGUACACGCCGCUCCAGGACAACCUGACGACGCAUUUUACCGCCUCGUUUCUGGCUGGUCUGGUUGCCGCCACCAUCACGAGUCCCAUUGACGUCAUCAAGACCCGGGUCAUGUCCUCCUCCCAUAGCCACGGCAUCAUGCACCUGAUCGGCGACAUCUACAAGACCGACGGUGUCGGCUGGGUGUUUAAGGGAUGGGUCCCUAGUUUCCUCAGACUUGGACCUCAAACCAUCUGUACAUUUGUCUUCCUAGAGAUGCACCGCAAGGCAUACCGCAAGGUGCAAGGUGUAGACGAGAACAAACUUUAG